Molecule: messenger RNA, 2502 nt
Organism: Lytechinus pictus (painted urchin)
Lineage: Eukaryota; Metazoa; Echinodermata; Echinoidea; Temnopleuroida; Toxopneustidae
Product: probable tRNA(His) guanylyltransferase
Exons: 7
Coding region: 384-1181 (265 amino acids)
Biological process (GO): tRNA modification
Molecular function (GO): magnesium ion binding; tRNA guanylyltransferase activity
Source: RefSeq, a predicted model, not a curated record
AUCCCACAUUGAGCAAAAGGCCGGCUGCUGGAUCAAACAUUUUCGAGACGUCACUAAAUUGAGAUCUUCUUCUGUAGCUAGUAACACCCUAACUUCCUAACUAAUUUAUUCGAUAUCUAUUUAACUAUCAUUAAUGACACCGUACAACGUGAUAAACAAAUUCCGAUGAUGUUUUAUAAAUGUGCAAACUUCUUCUCGCCCGCACAUCUCAGCAGUUGACUGCGGACGCUGAGCUGAUCUGAAUUUGACCGCUCAACUCCCGGGGUGGCAAGGCUGUGAGUAGACCAAAAGCUUCAGUCUGUAUUUUGGUUGUUCCGCUGAACCGCGUUGGCUCACUCACCAAUACAUGUCUCUAGAGCAGAGGUCUUGGAAUAUCAUUGCAAAUGGCAAAGAGCAAGUUUGAGUAUGUUCGCCAAUUUGAGACGGUAGACAAGCUCCUACCAAACUCUUGGAUUGUGGUCAGAAUAGAUGGAAAAAACUUUCACAAGUUUUCAGAUAUUCAUGGCUUUGAGAAACCCAAUGACCUACGAGGGCUUUCGUUGAUGUCAGAAUCUGCUGCUAGUGUAAUGACAGAAUUUAAAGAUAUCAUCUUGGCAUACGGUCAGAGUGAUGAAUAUAGCUUUGUCAUGAAGAAGGACACAACACAGUAUGGCCGUAGAGCAAGCAAGCUAUCUACCACCAUAACAUCACUGUUUUCAUCAUCAUUUGUCUUCCUUUGGCCCAAGUUCUUCUCUGAUAAGCCUCUUCAGUAUCCACCAGCGUUUGAUGGACGGUGUGUCUUGUACCCAUCAAACAAAAACCUUAGAGACUAUCUCAGCUGGAGACAGGCUGAUUGUCAUAUCAAUAAUUUGUAUAAUACCUGUUUCUGGACUCUAAUCAAGCAAGGUAGUUGUUCACCCAAAGAAGCCGAAGAGAGACUAAAGGGGACAGUAUCAGGUGAUAAGAAUGAGCUCCUCUUCUCAGAGUUUAACAUCAAUUACAACAAUGAACCUGAAAUAUUCCGCAAGGGAACUACUCUCCUGUGGAACCUGGUAGAAGAAGAAGUCACGAGUGGACAAGGAACAGAGUUUGAAAAGACAGUGAAAAAAACAAGGAGGACUGUUCAGAAAAUUCAUAAGGACAUUAUUGGGAAUAAUUUUUGGACUGAACACCCAGAACUGUUAGGAACAGAAGUUAGAUGACCACUAUAAUGAUCUGGGUUCUUAGUCUUUGUGAGAAGAUAAUAUUUCAAGAAUCAUGGAAUAUCUCCCUAUCCACUACCAACAGAAGCAGAGAAUUCUACAAGAAUUCUUUUUCAAGAAGUUUGAUUGACUGAUGUCAGUCUUUUCAAAGAUGAUAGGCUAGAACUGAUGGAGAAAUUCAUUUUGAUGACUCUGUACGCUUGCUCAACAAUGAUUAACAUAUGAGGCUCUUUGUCUAUAUUUUGAAGUACACCAUUGUAAGAACAAGUGUCUUCCCAAUUGUUACCAAUAGAUGCCAACAAAAUCUGCCAUAUUUUCAAAGAAAUUGACAUGAAUGUAAUUUGUGCGUUUCAUAAUUAACAUAAGAGGCUUGUGAGUCAACCCCUUCUUCCUCAGUCAUACAACUUAGAAUGGUCUGUGAGUAAGAAAUGAAAGAUUAAAGAAAUAUUUCACUGAGCAAUGAAUUCCAAGCACAGAGAUACAUAAGGAUUGAUCUACUAAGUGAGAUCUUAACAAAAUUGCAAUGUUUAAAUGUGGUUUGUAAUCAAUUUUUAAGAGAAACAUUGCACUUAAUACAUGAUGUUGAGUACUGUUAAUUUACUAUGUUGUCAACAAAUUUCUCAGGAUUAAGGCAAACAAGUGCUGUCACAAUAAGGGUGGAAGUUGUACACAUGUAUUAUGAAACGCACAAAUUACCAUACACCCUGAAUUCGGUGGAUUCACAAUGUGGUGCGUCAUCUAUCGGUUGCAGCAAACAGGCAAAAUUUCUAACUUUGGGGUCGACAUCGCGCACAGGCUUAGGCAGCGCACAGUGUAAGUGCUUCAAAAAUGAAAACCAUAUGGCAAGAAUUCACCAAAAACAGUCUAAAUUUUACAAAGGAAUAUACAGGCAAAUUUAUCUCCUACCUCCUGGACCCAAGUAUACAGCAUAUCCGGUAAAGCUGUGUCGGCCAGCGCUGAAUAAUCACAUGCAUGCAUUCACUUUAGUACUAGCACACGCAAAAGAUGUCGACUUUUCCUAUGAUGCAUUGCAAAUUUUGGCCUGUCCGCUGCAACCGAUAGAUGGUGCACCGUAUUGUGAAUCCACCGAAUUGCUGGGAGUAGAAAUUUAAUGGAAAUUCCUGUGUUUGAAGAAUGAAUGAUAAACAUGAACCUUUGUCCAUAGUAGAUAUCAUUCCAAGCAUCAUGUGCAAUUUUUUAUAUUGACCUUGUGGAAUAUGACCAAUUACAGAAGUCUGAUAGUCUUUGUUUUUAUGUUAUCCAUCCCAGCGGUUCCCACAUUGAAUAUAAAGCAAAGGUGGCCUUGAUAAAAAGUAUAAAU